This is a messenger RNA of Capronia epimyces CBS 606.96, 1620 nucleotides long. RefSeq lists its product as uncharacterized. The record is from RefSeq and is a predicted model, not a curated record. Gene Ontology annotation, molecular function: transmembrane transporter activity. Gene Ontology annotation, cellular component: membrane. Bases 1 to 1620 code for a protein of 539 amino acids. The transcript has a single exon. Gene Ontology annotation, biological process: transmembrane transport. Lineage: Eukaryota; Fungi; Ascomycota; Eurotiomycetes; Chaetothyriales; Herpotrichiellaceae.
AUGGAGAGAGAAGGCCGCCUCUCCGACACGCCCAUGGAGAUGCAGGUCGACGUCGAAGCCAAUCCGCCCGUGGUUGAGUUGGACAAGAUCGAGCCCGCCGUAUCCAUUGGCACAUCGUUGACCACGGCCGAAUCCGACCCAUAUGGCAGCCGACCGGCCUGUUUCAACAGUCUGCUGCAGGAAUGCUUGUUCGUCCUCACCACGACUGUGGCCGUGGGCCAGAGUUCCAUCUUCACGGGAGCCAUCAUCUGCAUGACCAAUUACAUCGCCGACGACCUGGACAUGACCGCGGCCGAAGUCUCUUGGAUCAAUGCUGCUCAGACUCUGGCCGCAGGGACAUUUUUGCUCUUUUUUGGCCGCGUUGCUGAUCUGUUUGGGCGCCGGGCGCUGUUCCUGCUCAGCCUCGCCUUCUUCAGUGUGUGUCUCCUCAUCGCGGGAUUCGCCACGAAUGCCAUCUACCUGGACGUCUUCUGCGGUCUUCUUGGGCUCAGCUCUGCCGCCUCAGUCCCACCAGCCAUUGGCAAACUCGGGGCUGUGUACGACAAACCGUCCCGGCGGAAGAAUCGAGCCUUCGCCUGCUUUAGUGCCGGAAACCCCGUAGGGUUUGUGCUAGGCGCCUUCAUCGCAGGCGUUGUGAUGCAGAUUUCGACCUGGCGGGCGGCCUUCUGGGUCAUGUCGGUCAUCUAUGCUUUCUUCGCCCUUGCCGCCUGGUGGACCACGCCGCAUGAUAUCGAACAGAGCCUUGGAGGACUGAACAUGGAAACAUUUGUCAAGUUUGAUAUGCUUGGGGCCCUCCUCGCCGUUGCCGGGGUUGCCAUGUUCACCGCUUCCAUGACUUUGGCCGGAGACGCCCCUGAUGGCUGGAGGACGCCGUAUGUGAUUGCCUUGUUGGUGGUGGGCCUGGUUCUGAUUGCCGGCUUUAUCUACUGGCAGAAUGUCUUCCGAUACCCCUUGAUGCCCUUGAAGGUCUGGAAGGAUCGGAACUUUACUCUGGUCGUGGUGGUCCUGUGCUUGGGGUUUUACGGGUUUGCGGGAAACUUGUUCUGGCUUACCUUGAUGUGGCAGCGAAUCGACAGACUGUCACCACUGAUGAAUGCGGUCCAUCUUCUCCCGGCCGGGAUCGGGGGGAUCUUGGUGAACUUUAUGGCCGCCGUCGUCAUGCAUCGCGUCAGCAACAGGGUGAUCAUGAUUGUAGGGGCAGUCAGUGCGGCGGUGGCAUGCGCGCUGUUCAGUGCCAUAUUCACGUCCAUUUCCUACUGGGCGCUCGCUUUUCCAGCCUUGUUGUUCAGUGUCUUGUCGCAGGACCUGGAAUUCACCGUCACAAACAUGUAUGUCAUGUCGAGCCUUCCUCGAGAUCAACAGUCAGUGGCGGGCGGUCUGUUUAACACCGUCACCAGGCUGAGUGCGACGGUCGGGUUGGGGAUCCAGACAAGUGUAUUCAACAGUGCCGGGGGAGCGGUGCAGGGCCGAGGGGCGGUGUUGUACCGACCCUAUCAAGCCACCUUUUGGGUGUCGUUGGUCGGAUCGGUUGUGGCGCUGUUUCUGGUGCCUUUCAUCACCAUAGGCCGGCAGGGAGGCCGCAAAGAGACGUUGAAUAGGUUGCAGCGACAUCAGGAUUGA